UAAUGUUGGAGGUUGGAGAGGAAACUUAUACAAUAACUCUCUACAGUAGAAGGCAAGACCAACCAAUGGGCCACACUUGGAAACUUUUCUGAGGUUUUCAUUUUCUAACUUUUAGCAACCUAAGAAGAAGAAAAGAAGAAGAAGAAAAGCAUUCAAUCAUCUGGCAAAUCCUGAUUAUUCAAAUCUCAGAUUGAACAGAAAAUCAGAUCCCAAAAGGCUGCAAUUAUCUCCAAAACCAGCACCAAAUGAUGGGGGGUAAAGAGAAUGGAAAAGUUCCCAGCUUUCCUAUAAUAGAAAAUUUUAAAAAGAAAAAUAGUAAUUACAUUGGUAAGACAAAAAUAGAGAAGUUCCCAAAGGACAAAACUGUAUGAAGAUGCCAAUUAAUGGAGGUAAGAGUGUAGAUUACAGUGAAUGAAUAGGUGGGAAGUAAAGAAGGCCCAGGAUAACCACAACUACUGCCAGGAGGUUCAGGGGUUCCUUGGAGUAGCAUUAAAGACACUGGGGAAAUUAGAUGUUGUGUACAAUAUAUCUAUCACCCACACCACCCAAGGGUAAAUGUUUGUUUUCCAAGAAAAUGCAAGGAAAUUAAAAUUGGAGGAUGAAAGGUUUAUAAAAGAAAGAAAGUUAGAUUCAGUGGUUUGAUGAUAUUUGGGCGAAAGAAGUAUGGAUUAUUAUGGGAAUCAGAUUUUCCUCAUGGUCUUCUUCUUCAUCAUCAUAUCAUUUCAAAGCUGCUGCCCCCACAUUUUGGUUAAUGCUCAUGGGUCUGCUUUGGAUGGUUCUGGGUAUUUCAAGGUUCAUGGCUUGGGGCUGGAGCAGACUUUCGUGGAGGAAAAUGGUGAUUUUGAUCAAAAACAAGUUGAGAAAGUUUCAGGAGAUGAUCAAAACGAGCAGAAGGAAGCUUUGAUUCUGCAAAAGUUCAGAGCUUUACUUGGCUUAAAGCGUUUCAGCAGAGCAAAAGAUGGUUCUCACUCUAGUUCUCCAUUGCCCACCAUUGAAGUUGAGACUCCAGCUCUAGCUCCAGCUCCAGCUCCAGCUCCAGUUCCACUUCCCUCUCCAGCUCCGGUUCUUCAUCCUCCAUUGUUUCCAAUCCACAAGCAUUCUCAUCGUUCACCUAGUCGGCCAAGCUCUCCACCUCCACAUCAUAUGAUCCACAAAGCACAGACAGAUAAAGGCAGAGUUGAAAGAGUUCUGGUACCUGUCUUGUUCUCCGCAGGAGCUUUUUUUGUCGUCUGUGUCCUUGGGCUCAUCUGUGCUUGUGGGAAAAUCAAGAAACAUAGACAGAAAUCUGAAAGGACAAUGCGGGUGAAGAAAGGAAAGAGCAAAGCUAGAUCCAAGCUCAAUGCCAAUUCUUUAAGUCCUGCAAAGGAUCAUUUCUACCUAAAUUCAUCAGCAGUGGAUUUAGAGCAGCAAAGUUCUUGUGUUAAACAGAGUGGUGAAGCUGUAAAUAUGUCAACAAAUCACAACAGUGAGAAUCAGCAAGAACUGGAUAACAAAUCAGAAUCAGAGAAUGCUAGUAGUUCUUCCACCAGGGAAAUCAUGUCUGUUCAUGAUGAUGCAGAGUUUGUAAGAUAUGAAUCUGAUGCUGGUGAAUCAUCUGGUGAUAAAAUCAUUCCCAUCGAAUGCCAUUCAUCAGAAGAUGAAUCUUUUCACUCUUUUGGUGAUUCAAAUUCCUCAAAUCCCAGAUUCUCUAAUGCAUCUGCUGCUAGUCUUAAUGAUGCAGCCGGAAAUUUUCCCUUGAAUGUGCCUUCUCAUUUGCCUUCUUCCACAAAUUUAACUACUUUACCAUCUGUACCAGAUCAGAAUGAGGUCCUCCAAUCUCCCUGUAAAGCUGUGCAGGAGGAGAAAUUAAUAAUACCGUCUUCUUCUGAUUGCCGCGGGAAAUUCGUACUUCCCCCUCUUCCUCCCCCUACACCUCCACCUCCUCCUCCACCUCCACCUCCAAGGGUGAUUGCUUCUCCUGCAUUUUCUUCAUCUUCUUCGCCUGCAUUCCCAGUGAGAGCUUCAAGUUCCUCCCCGUUGCCAAAAUUAUCGCCUUCGAAGGAUCUAUAUAUAUCGUCAGAAUCAAAGCAAAAUCUGCAGGUUGAUUUGCUUGCUACCCAGACUCUGCCACCGGGUGUUCCUCCUCCACCAUGUCCUCCUCCAUUUAUGAAGACGAACGACAGCAUCUCUGCCAAAGGCCCACCUCCUCCUCCAUGUCAACUUCCUCUAUACACGCCACUGGGUAAAGAUGGAGCCCCACUACCAAAAUUGAAGCCACUCCAUUGGGACAAAGUCAGAGCUGCACCAGAUCGUUCCAUGGUGUGGGACAAACUCAGAUCAAGCUCAUUCGAAUUGGAUGAAGAAAUGAUUGAGUCGCUCUUUGGAUACAACAUUCAAACUUCAAUGAAGAAUGAAGAAACCAAAAGCAAAACACCCUCCCCAAGCAAGCAUGUUCUUGAACCCAAAAGACUGCAGAACAUUACCAUUCUCUCAAAAGCAUUGAAUGUAUCUGCUGAGCAAGUAUGUGAUGCACUAAUGAAAGGUAAAACCUCCUGUUUGUUCCGCAUCCUUUCAGCACAAACCAAGCAAAGACACAGAUUAAACAAGUGUAAAAUUCUUGCCAAACUCUGUUUAAUUGCAGGAGAUGGCUUGUCUUUACAGCAACUAGAAGCUUUGGUGAAGAUGGUACCCACCAAAGAAGAAGAAUCCAAGUUAUCUAGCUAUAAAGGAGACAUCAAUGAACUGGGUUCUGCAGAAAAGUUCGUUAAGACAAUUCUUCGAAUACCUUUCGCCUUUCUUCGAGUUGAAGCUAUGCUUUACAGAGAAACCUUUGAAGAUGAGGUUCUUCAUCUCAGAAACUCCUUUUCAAUGCUUGAGGAAGCCUGUAAGGAGCUGAGAUCAAGCAGACUGUUCUUAAAAUUGCUUGAAGCUGUACUCAAAACCGGCAACCGGAUGAAUGUUGGAACAAUCCGAGGGGGUGCUCGGGCAUUCAAGCUGGAUGCUCUCCUUAAACUAUCCGAUGUAAAAGGAACAGACGGGAAGACAACUUUACUUCACUUCGUAGUCCAAGAAAUCAUCCGGUCGGAAGGAAUCCGAGUAUCCAACAGCAUCAUGGGCAAAAUCAAUCAGAGAAACAAAUCCAAAACUGUCGAAGAAAGGGAAGAGGAUUACAGAAGAAUGGGCCUAGACCUUGUCUCAGGCUUAACCACUGAACUCUACAACGUCAAGAAGACAGCCACCAUUGACCUUGACGUUCUUGCAAGCUCAGUCUCAAACCUCUCAGAAGGAAAAUCUAAACUGCAAAACCUCGCUAUCCAAAACCUGUCUGCCGACGAGAAAAACGAAAGGUUCGUCGAAACGAUGAAGUCCUUUCUGGGUUAUGCAGAGAAGAAGCUGAAGGAGCUUCGAGAGGACGAAAACUGUGUCCUGUUACACGUUAGAGAGAUAACCGAGUACUUCCAUGGCGAUGUGGGGAAAGAAGAUGGAAACCCACUUCGGAUUUUUGUGAUUGUGAGAGAUUUUCUGGGCAUGCUUGAUCAUGUCUGUAAAGAAUUAAGAAGCCUGAAAAUGCCAAGUAUUCCAAAUCCUUUAGCUCCAUUCCGGUAGGUGAUCAGAUUAGAGAUAGAUUGUAAUUUUUCUCGGUGUGUUCAUAUGAGAUACUGUUCCCUUGCCACGAAUCAAGAAUGUAAUUCUUGUGCAGUAAUUUGCUUUUUCUUGUUCUAGAUUGAGAUUGUUUCUUGUUGUUUGGUUUAAUUCUUUUUUUUUCACUUUAGGUAGUAGGCUAAUGUUAUAAAUUCUUGGAAAU
Carica papaya (papaya) is the source of this 3784-nucleotide messenger RNA. Lineage: Eukaryota; Viridiplantae; Streptophyta; Magnoliopsida; Brassicales; Caricaceae. The record is from RefSeq and is a predicted model, not a curated record.